AUGUAUAUGGAUGCAAAAGUGGAUGACCACUUAAUGCAAGGGACUGAGAAAAGCAAGCUGGAACCAGUGACCCAGUUAUUUCAAAACACUAAGAAAAUAAGAUUAGAAGACCCAAACCAAGAAAACCUUACAAGAGAGAAAGAGACUGGCCCAGGCUCUCUUUCCGAGAAAGCCUUGUGUUCAGUAGUUUAUGUUAAAGAAAGUGAUUGA
This is a messenger RNA of Myotis myotis, 210 nucleotides long. RefSeq lists its product as uncharacterized. The coding region runs from base 1 to 210 and encodes 69 amino acids. NCBI's taxonomy places the organism in Eukaryota, Metazoa, Chordata, Mammalia, Chiroptera, Vespertilionidae. The transcript has a single exon. The record is from RefSeq and is a predicted model, not a curated record.